AUGGGUCCACCUCCUCUAAGCGAUGAUCGAUCGGAAAUCGUAUUCUUCGACGUAGAAACCACCGUGCCGACCCGACCCGGUCAGGGUUUUGCCAUUUUAGAAUUCGGAGCGAUUCUGGUAUGUCCACGGAAACUCACAGAGCUUCGAAACUACUCCACUCUGGUCAGACCGGCGGACCUUUCACUCAUCACUCCUUUUUCGGAGCGAUGUAACGGAAUCAACGCGGAAGCUGUUUCGUCUGCUCCUACAUUCGCCGACAUCGCUCAUGCUGUAUAUGAUCUUCUUCACGGGAGGAUUUGGGCGGGGCAUAAUAUCAUAAGAUUUGAUUGUGUUAGGGUUAAAGAUGCUUUUGCUGCUAUUAAUCAAACACCGCCUGAACCAAAAGGCACUAUUGAUUCUUUGGUUUUGUUGACUCAGAAGUUUGGAAGAAGAGCGGGUAACAUGAAGAUGGCUACUCUUGCUACCUAUUUUGGUCUUGGGCAGCAGACACACAGGAGCUUAGGUGAUGUUCGGAUGAAUCUCGAAGUUCUCAAAUACUGUGCAACAGUUCUGUUCUUGGAGUCAAGUCUCCCAGAUGUAUUCACCGAAAAUAGUUGGGUUUCACCAAAUGCUGUUACAAGAAGUCGCAGUAGUGAGAAAUCUCGGUCAGAAGGGGGUUUGUUAAAUAUGAAUAAGGAUUCUGUGUUGGUAUCAUCUCCUGAAACUGCAGAUAAAAAUCAUCCAAUCCUUUCUCUUGCAACAAGCAGCACAAAUGUGGAUGUCCCAAAUGUUGGAGAUUCUUUUAGCUUUCGUGAUCUUCAGGAUGAAAUUAAUAGGGAAUCCGUUAGGGCAGAUGUUGCGAUGGAUGAAAAAUCCGUACAAUCACCUGAUUCUGCAGCCACAUUUUCUGUGCUUCAGACUAGCAGCAGCUCUAUUGUUGUUUUGGAGCCCGAAAAAAUAUCUAUUUCUUCUAUUGAUGUGUCCCUUGUUCCAUCUUAUCGUGGCAGUCAAAGGAUAGAAUUACUUCAUGAAGGUUUCCCAUUUCAGCUUCAUUCUUCUGGUUUGAAAGUGCGGUUUGGAAUAAGCACAAAGUUUGUUGAUAGUGCUGGACGGCCACGGUUGAACUUUGUGGUUGAUCCAUCACCAAGUUUAUGCAAUGUUCUUGAAGCAUGUGACACUGUUGCACGUAAGUUAUCCGCAGAAUCUGGUAGCAGCUCUGAUUGGAGACCAGUUGUUACCAGGAAAGAGGGCUUCUACAACUAUCCUACCAUCAGAUUGCAUAUACCUACAGCAGUAUGCGAAGAGAUUGCCAUUUAUGCAACAGAAAUAUAUCAAAAAGAAUCAUCUGGAUCUGUGCAAAGACUUCUCUUCAGCAAGUUCGAUGCUGAAGAGCUUGGUGCCAUGUUCAAGCCUGGGACAUUUGUUGAUGCAGUCUUCUCCUUAGAUCUGUAUGACUAUCAUCAGAGUGCGGGGAUUAAAUUAGUUGCCAAGAAAUUGAUCAUUCAUUGCAAGUAG
Molecule: messenger RNA, 1494 nt
Organism: Vicia faba (fava bean)
Lineage: Eukaryota; Viridiplantae; Streptophyta; Magnoliopsida; Fabales; Fabaceae
Source: the annotation of a GenBank genome assembly